AGCAGCUUCUUCUGUGUUUCCUUGGACCGCCCACAGUGAAAAGUGCUUUAAAUGCUUAUCGAUGGCACAUUUGCUGAAAUACAAAUAAUACAAACUAGGAAUGCCAUGCUCCAGUUGCCUGGUGAAUUGUUGUCGACGAGAUUGAAAAGCGCACCGACUCAACCACAACCAGCAACAGCAGCAACAGCAACAGCAACUGCAACCGCGACAAUAGCAUAGGCACUGGGACUUUGGUCAAGUGAUUGUGUGCUCGAAAUUCGCAUUUCAUUUAACUUUCCCCUCGAGGCAACCAUCAAACCAAAAAGCAUUCACAGCAUGACAAAUGCCGUGAGCGCCGCAACGGCCAUUGCAGCACUUGCCGCAGCUGCAGCGGCAGCAACAGCAGCAGCCAGCAGUCAAGGCAGCAGCAUCAGCAUCGGCAGCAGCAGCGUUGGCGGUGGCAUCAUCAAAGCCACCAACCAUAGCUUACAACUAUCCAGUGAGGAUGCUGGCAAUGGCAGCAACCGUCGCAACCACAGCACGCUGCUAUUGGCCGCCGAUCACCUGCCGCUUCAGCUGACAACUGCGAAAGUGGAUCAGGAUUUUGAAAUCGACAUUCAACUGCUGACAAAUGGCUAUGACGGCACCACGCUGACAUCGUACUACAAUGAGACGAGCUGGACAAAUGCCUCUGAAAUGGAUACAAUAGUUGGUGAGGAACCGGAACAGCUCUCACUUGUGUCAAUUGUAGUUGUUGGCAUCUUUUUAUCGGUGCUGAUAUUCCUUUCGGUUGCCGGCAACAUCCUCGUCUGUCUGGCCAUUUACACGGAGCGCAGCCUGCGACGCAUUGGCAAUCUGUUUCUGGCCUCAUUAGCGAUUGCGGAUCUCUUUGUGGCCUCACUGGUGAUGACAUUCGCGGGCGUCAACGAUUUGCUCGGUUAUUGGAUCUUUGGUGCAGAGUUUUGUGAUACUUGGGUGGCCUUCGAUGUCAUGUGCUCGACGGCAUCUAUUUUGAAUCUGUGCGCCAUAUCAAUGGACCGUUACAUACACAUCAAGGAUCCGCUCAGAUAUGGCCGCUGGGUGACACGACGCGUUGCUGUCAUUACUAUUGCAGCCAUUUGGCUGCUGGCGGCAUUUGUCUCCUUUGUGCCCAUCUCGCUGGGCAUUCAUCGACCCGACCAGCCGCUCAUUUUCGAGGAUAAUGGCAAAAAGUAUCCCACUUGUGCGCUGGAUCUAACGCCCACAUAUGCCGUCGUCUCCAGUUGCAUCAGCUUCUACUUUCCCUGCGUCGUCAUGAUUGGCAUCUACUGUCGACUCUAUUGUUAUGCCCAGAAGCACGUCAAGUCCAUCAAGGCGGUGACAAGACCGGGCGAGGUGGCCGAAAAGCAACGCUACAAGAGCAUACGACGACCCAAGAAUCAGCCAAAGAAGUUCAAAGUGCGCAACCUGCAUCACAGCUCGCCGUAUCAUGUGUCAGAUCACAAGGCAGCGGUCACAGUGGGUGUCAUCAUGGGCGUCUUUCUCAUAUGCUGGGUGCCCUUUUUCUGCGUCAACAUUACGGCUGCCUUCUGCAAGACGUGCAUCGGUGGUCAGACAUUCAAGAUACUCACCUGGCUGGGUUACUCGAACUCCGCCUUCAAUCCGAUCAUCUACUCGAUUUUCAACAAGGAAUUCCGCGAUGCAUUCAAGCGUAUACUGACCAUGCGCAAUCCGUGGUGUUGUGCCCAGGAUGUGGGCAACAUACAUCCGCGCAAUAGUGAUCGCUUCAUCACGGAUUAUGCCGCCAAGAAUGUGGUUGUGAUGAACUCCGGACGUUCCAGCGCCGAGCUCGAGCAGGUGUCUGCGAUUUGACCAAAACGCUGCAACAAUGCCAGCGGUUGGCUGCUCUGCGGCUGCUGUUGUCCUGGCAGCGGUCUCAAUGUGGAUGAUGAUGACGAUGGCGCACUGACCACCCGAUAUGUUCCAUGAGAUUCGGUCGCCGCGGCCACAACGACCAUCGUGGAGACCAUGGAGGCCGCGCAAAUGGAAACCGAGCUGGUCUAAAGUCGACGAUCAACAACAACAACAACAGCAACAACACAAAAAUUGGGUUCCUAAACGCAACUGCGAAGCAAUCCCAAAGCUUAUUCGAGAUCCUAAUGAAACUGAAACCAAAAUAAAAAGAACAAAAUGAAAACCUGUAAGUAUUAUCAGAAGAGCGCAUACUAGACAACUAAGCAAUCUACUAACUAAUGUGUGUAUACUUAAUACCUAAUCAUAGCAAUAAGUCGAAAACUAAACUAAAGUAAAGUAAA
Drosophila albomicans is the source of this 2273-nucleotide messenger RNA. RefSeq names its product dopamine receptor 1 (gene Dop1R1). Gene Ontology annotation, cellular component: membrane. Lineage: Eukaryota; Metazoa; Arthropoda; Insecta; Diptera; Drosophilidae. The transcript has 6 exons. Gene Ontology annotation, biological process: adenylate cyclase-activating adrenergic receptor signaling pathway. The coding region runs from base 316 to 1830 and encodes 504 amino acids. Gene Ontology annotation, molecular function: G protein-coupled receptor activity. The record is from RefSeq and is a predicted model, not a curated record.